Messenger RNA from Coregonus clupeaformis (lake whitefish), 1673 nucleotides. RefSeq lists its product as uncharacterized. Lineage: Eukaryota; Metazoa; Chordata; Actinopteri; Salmoniformes; Salmonidae. The coding region runs from base 351 to 1043 and encodes 230 amino acids. The record is from RefSeq and is a predicted model, not a curated record. The transcript is spliced from 3 exons.
CCCUUCUCCCUCACACUAUCAAGUGGCCACUUCACAUAAUUUAUCUACCGCUGUAGGAGACUUCACGGUACACUGAUGGAGCCCUUUCGCAACAAAAACAUUACUGUGAAGAAUUAUUGCAAAGCUAUUGGACUUUAUGACAUACUUUCGGAUACAUCGAAAGUAGGCUACUUUUUCUUUGGACUUUUUUAACCAUUGUAGGGUAAGCGACAGGAGUGGACACAAAGUGCAGUGAGUGAAUAACUUUCUACCGGGUUUAAUAACAGAGGCUUCUAGGAAAAGAACAGCAACCAAGGGUUCUGAAGUCUGAACGCACCCUGGUCCUGACCUUUGACCUCUGACCUCUAGCCAUGUCUCAGAGUAACCCCUCCUUCCAGCUCAUCCAGACUCUGAGGAAGUCUCCCGCUGUGUUCCGCCGCCGGUUCCACCUCCGGCCCGACCGCAUCGCCACCCUCUCCCACGGGGACCCCCUCUACAAGGUGCACUACCUGGGCACCAAGAAAAUCUACUCCCUGGAUUUGGAGCAGGCCCAGGGGGCCAUAGACCUGAUGCUCCAGCAGCUGGCCCCGGAGGCCCCUGAGAAACUGGGCAAGGAGCACGCUCUGGUGGUGCGGCGUCGUUACAUAGAGGUGAAGGAGAUUGCCACGGGGAGACAGCUCACUAAGACCUAUCUGAGUGACAUAGCGUUCUGCGCGGCUGACACCAAGCACCCCAAUGUGUUCCUGUACAUCUGUAAGCAGCAAGGCCAGCAGCUGCAGUUACAGUGCAGGGUAUUCUGGUGCACCAGUGCUGAGAGAGCUAAGGACAUCACCGCCUGUCUGGCAAGGAGCUUUCAAACGGCUCUCAGUGAUUGGCAGGGUACCGAGACCACUCACAUGGAGGAAGGGGCGGGAUCAUCGGAGGUGGAUCGACUGUCAGUCAACACGAGUCUUCAUCCUAAUACCUCCUCCGCUCUAUCAGGAGAUCUAAGGACAGACAGGUCGCUGGAGGAGGAGGAGGGGUGUGGCUACUCUGUGUCGUCUCAGAGCGAUGAGGGGGAAUGAGAGGACAUGCUGCACCACCACCAUCAGCAAUGACGGCACACAGUCAACCAUUUGAUCUUUGACUUUGACUCUAUCUCUGCCAACUGAUAAUGUAUUGGGCAUAGCAGAGACUCACUAGCUCCUGCAGUGCCCACCAGUGUUGAAGAAUGGACCACUGCCAAACUAAGCUUGGAGCCCAGAACUACAUUUUAUGUGUGCGUUGGCCAGCUAAGGGUGUGAAUCAAAAGCCCCACAUGCCACAGAGCACCCCUUGUAUCACCACCAACAGGAUCAUUGUGUUUACCCCUGAGUAUUAUUUUGGCUUGGUGUGAACUGGACUCCCUCUACUCAGUAGUUUCCCUCUGGUAGUAAUUUAGCAUCCUCAUAUGACAAACAUGAAGACACCUAGACAGGGACAAGAGCAUACUAGGUAUUUAUUUACUUUCACCCCAUUGAGCUAACUAAACUUGUGUUUGUAACUAGGUUUCCAUCCAAUUGGUGACAGAUUUUCAUACAAAUAUUUUAAAAUCAGUAUAAAAACAGCACAUUUCUUCACCAGAGAUGUGUUUCCAUCAAAUAAUGUAGUGCACAUAAAAAUAAAUUUUUCUGUUAAAUUCCUGUGUACCGAAUAAAAAAUACAAGUUAAAUGGG